AUGUCUGCUUCAAGGUGUUACAUUUUUCUAGUUCUCCUCGUAAUGGGAGUCCACUCCCAGACGACGCCAUUGAGCAUGGCGAAUUGUCUACUGGAUGGAGAUGCUGAGUUUUGUGCAGCUUGCCUUGAUAUGGCCUCAACUACGGUCUCCACAACUACCGUGACAACUACUACUACCCCGGCGGCAGUGACUACAACUGCUGCUCCACCAGUAGUAGUCACAACCGCUGCUCCUCCACCGGUGGUAGUAACUACAGCCCCUCCUGUCGUUGUCGUCACUACCCCGGCGCCAGUAGUCGUACCUACUCCAGCAGUUGUCGUUGGAUGUCUACCCGGUUGGAGAUUUACCAAUCGACCCUCUGGAGGAUGGUGCAUGAGAGUUUUCACAGGAAUCCACGAUGCUAAGAUAGAAGCUGAAAGAGCUUGCGCGGCUAAGGGUGGCACUCUUACAGGACUUCAGAACCGGGAUGACGCGUUGUUCAUUCAAAGAUCUCUUCUCGCCCUAAUCCCACAAAACAGCGCUUCCGUAUGGGUUGGUAUUCAGCGUACCGCGGCUUGCACGAGACAGCAGAUCACCGCCGCUUGCACCAGAACCACAUCCUUCGAGUGGACCGACGGCUCGGCAACCGGAACAGACGGAUUCGUUUUCCAACCUGGACAGCCUGACAAUAUCCUAUUGAAUCAAAAUUGUGCUCUACUUCUUGCUUCGAGAACUCCGACCAUUACCGCAAGAGGCACAUAUUAUGCGGCUACACUUGAAGAUGUCAACUGUGUUGCCACUUUUAUUCCGGCAAACAUAGCUCGGCAAACGCGCGGUUAUGCUUGUGGAAGGCAUAAUCGGUGUGAACCUGGAUGGAGAUUCUUUAACCGGCCUUCUGGGGGAUGGUGCAUCAGGGUGUUCACCGGAUUCCAUGCAGCAAAAGCUGAUGCUGAAGCUGCUUGUCAAGCUGUUGGAGCAACACUCUCCGGGCUUCAAAAUCCACAAGAAGCUGCGUAUAUUCAAUCGUCUCUUCUCGGCCAAAUCCCACAACGCAGUGCUUCGGUAUGGGUUGGCAUUCAGCGUACGGCUGCUUGCAUGAAUCAGCCACCGUCUGCCGCGUGCAGCAGAACCACCGCCUUCCGAUGGACCGACAACUCGGCAACCGGAACUGCUGGUUUUGUAUUCCAACCUGGGCAGCCUGACAACAUCCGAUUGAAUCAAAAUUGUGCACUACUUCUUGCUUCGGAAACGCCGACCAUUACCGCAAGAGGAACAUAUUAUGCGGCUACACUGGAGGAUGUGAACUGUGUUGCAAACUUUAUUCCAGAAAAUGAAGCUCGUAGAACUCGUGGAUUUGCCUGUGGAAAACGAGGUUGA
Molecule: messenger RNA, 1356 nt
Organism: Caenorhabditis elegans
Lineage: Eukaryota; Metazoa; Nematoda; Chromadorea; Rhabditida; Rhabditidae
Gene: clec-128
Product: C-type lectin domain-containing protein
Exons: 6
Coding region: 1-1356 (451 amino acids)
Molecular function (GO): carbohydrate binding
Source: RefSeq, marked reviewed